Molecule: messenger RNA, 971 nt
Organism: Drosophila subobscura
Lineage: Eukaryota; Metazoa; Arthropoda; Insecta; Diptera; Drosophilidae
Gene: Mob4
Product: MOB kinase activator-like 4
Exons: 3
Coding region: 256-927 (223 amino acids)
Cellular component (GO): cytoplasm
Source: RefSeq, a predicted model, not a curated record
UUUGUGAAUGAAAUUUUCUCGCACAAAGCGAAGUGUUUUUUAAAUUACAAUUAAUUGAAUCGGGAUGUGUAAACAGAAGACCAUUUAAAUCGUAGAGCCUAGAGCACAAAGCUAGGAUAGCCUCACAACUGAAACGAUUACGCAGGCAGCUGUGUUUCGGGAUCAAAGUUGCUUUGUGUGGCCUGCUACUGAUUUUCUCGUCUCAGGCGUAGGCAAAGGCGUUGUGGAUCAUCGCUGUUCGAAGGAGGGUGAAACAUGAAGAUGGCUGACGGCUCGACAAUAUUGCGUAGGAACCGACCUGGUACAACAUCAAAGGACUUCUGUCGCUGGCCCGAUGAGCCGCUGGAGGAGAUGGACAGCACGCUGGCUGUGCAGCAGUACAUACAACAACUGAUCAAGCGAGAUCCGAGCAAUGUCGAGCUUAUAUUGACCAUGCCAGAGGCCCAGGACGAGGGGGUGUGGAAGUACGAGCACUUGAGACAAUUUUGCAUGGAAUUGAACGGGCUGGCUGUGCGCUUGCAGAAGGAAUGCUCGCCGUCGACUUGCACUCAGAUGACGGCCACCGACCAGUGGAUAUUCUUGUGUGCGGCCCACAAGACGCCAAAGGAGUGUCCAGCGAUUGACUACACUCGUCACACACUGGACGGAGCUGCCUGUCUGCUCAACAGCAACAAAUAUUUCCCAAGCAGAGUUUCCAUUAAGGAGUCGUCGGUGACCAAGCUGGGGUCGGUGUGUCGACGCGUUUAUCGCAUCUUCUCGCAUGCUUUCUUUCACCAUCGUCGCAUUUUCGACGAGUUCGAAGCAGAGACGUAUCUAUGCCACCGGUUUACGCAUUUCGUCACAAAAUACAAUCUAAUGUCGAAGGAGAAUCUGAUUGUGCCCAUCAGCGACGGAGAGAACGCUGCACCAGGCGAAAGCGAGGCUUAGGCGGCAGCAAUAAAGUCAUUCUCAUAUAACAAAAAACACAAAAA